This is a messenger RNA of Henningerozyma blattae CBS 6284, 1722 nucleotides long. RefSeq lists its product as uncharacterized. Lineage: Eukaryota; Fungi; Ascomycota; Saccharomycetes; Saccharomycetales; Saccharomycetaceae. Bases 1 to 1722 code for a protein of 573 amino acids. The transcript has a single exon. The record is from RefSeq and is a predicted model, not a curated record.
AUGGAUAACCAAUUAAUAGACACUCAAACUUAUAGUGUGGCUAGAAUGGUUGAAAAAUUUAAUCAUAUGUCUUUUAUAAAAGCUUCAGAAUUACCUUUGGUCGUGGAUCUCCCCAUAGAUAAAUUGCAAUUGCCUAUAAAGGAAAAACUAGUCCCUUUCCAGAAUGAUCUUAAUAAUACUGAAAACAAAUUACCCAAUGAUUCUCUAUUGGAGGAUUCUUCUUCAAGUUUCCAAAAUGGGUUAACAACUUUCGAAUGUUCCAAUUAUCCAAAUACUUCUAUUUCCAAUUCUUAUAUAGGUUCAUUAGAAGACGAUAUAAUUAAUGAUGUCAAUUGUGAAAAAAAUUCGAAUGAUGAAGAGAAUGGUGGUGAUGAUAAGAAUCUUUUGAAAGAUCAAAAUAAAUUUUUAAAACAAGAAUUGGAAUUAAAGGAAAAAGAAUUGAAAUUUUUAAAACAAAAAAUUUUAAAUAUUAAAAAUUUAAAUUUACAAAAUUCCAGUAAUUCUACUCCUCCACCUCCACUUCCACUUCCACUGGUCCUCCCCCCACUAAAUGUAGAGGUAUCUCCCUAUAAAGGUGAUCGUCCGGAUUCCAACAACACAGAGGCAUCUAUUAAUUCAGAAAUGCAAUUAAAUUAUAUAACUUUCAAAGAUUCCAUCUUCCCCUUUUUGGAAAACCUUGUUUUAAAUAUAAAUUCAUGUAAUAUCAUUGAUCAUUGUAUAUCCAUGGAAAUUUUGAAAGAUUUAAAAGAUUUGAACAUUCAAUUUGAAAAAAUUAAAUUAACUAACAAUUUUGCUCAGAAUAAUAAUAAUUUAACCGAUAAAUUGAAUGAUAAUUUAAAUGAAAUCAUUAAUUUAAUUAGAACUUUGUCAAGUACUUUAAAUUUUGAAUUAAUGAAAAAUCAAUAUUCUAAAAAAUUGAUUUUUUUAAUAUCUUCAUUUUUCACUUCAAAUGACGAGAGUAAUACUUCAUUGGAUUAUAUUGAAUUUCUAAAAGAUGAAAUUCUAAAUACAAUUUUAAUUGUUAAAGAAUUGGAAAUUUUCCCUCAAGAUUCAAAGACUCCUUCGAAAGAAUUAAAGCAAUCUUUUAAUCAUUCUAAAAUUUUCCAAUUGAAAAAAAAUUUAGAAUUAUGUUCACAAGUUUUAUUCAAAGAGAAAAAAAAGCCAAAUAGUAUUGUUCAAAAUCAAAUUCAAAAAUUUGAUAAUUCAAAUUUUAAUCCAAUCUCAAAUACAAUAUCAAAUUCAAGUACCGGUAUAAAUACAAUGAAGAAAAGAGAAAAACCAAACAAACAUUAUUAUGUGAAAUAUAAUUAUAAUAUCAAUUAUUGUAAUGAUAAUAGUUCUCAUACAUAUAACCCAAUAUCUACUGAAAAUAUCUUUUAUGGGAAUGUAAAUAAUAAUUAUCAACCUGAAAUCAAAACUUAUUCAAAUUCUACAAAUUAUACUUAUAACGCUUCUGAAAAUGAUAAUAAUAAUAAUCAUAAUCAUAAUCAUAAAAAGAUUGCAGAUUCACAAGAAGUUAAAAAAAGAUUUUACGAAAGUUAUGAACCUACUAUGUCUAAGGAAAGAGAAAAAUUUGCAUUUAAACCAAAAAAUUUUAAUGUUAAUCCAGAUCAUAAAAACCUUAACGUUCUUCAUAAUAAACGGAAAUUAUAUAUUGAAAAUAAAACAUUUAUAGAUCCUUCAAACCCAUCUUAUUUAUCCGAAGGUGAAGAAUAUCACUAA